Molecule: messenger RNA, 1051 nt
Organism: Pygocentrus nattereri (red-bellied piranha)
Lineage: Eukaryota; Metazoa; Chordata; Actinopteri; Characiformes; Serrasalmidae
Product: H-2 class II histocompatibility antigen, E-S beta chain-like
Exons: 6
Coding region: 13-744 (243 amino acids)
Biological process (GO): peptide antigen assembly with MHC class II protein complex; immune response; positive regulation of T cell activation
Cellular component (GO): membrane; MHC class II protein complex
Molecular function (GO): MHC class II protein complex binding
Source: RefSeq, a predicted model, not a curated record
UGUGGAGACACAAUGUUGUUGAUUCUGCAGCUGCUGCUCGCUCUGACUCUGACCAUAAGAACCGGUGGAUAUUAUUUGUUUUGGGUAGAUGAAUGCAUUAGCAGUUCUUUACCAGAUCUGACAGAUGUGGAGUAUCUCAGGACGUAUUAUUUUAAUAAGGAUCUGUGGGUUCAGUUCAACAGCACCGUGGGGAAGUUUGUGGGCUUCACUGGCUUCGGACUGCACGCAGCAGAGAAAUGGAACAAUAGCUCUUAUGUAAAGACGAUGCGAACCGUGCUGGACGAAUACUGCAAACAGAACCUGCCACUGUUUUACUCCAGUGUUCUGGAUAAAACAGUGAAGCCAACGGUCCAGCUCAGGUCAGAACAGCAGGCUGGUGGUGGUCAUCCAGCCAUGCUGAUGUGCAGUGCGUAUGAUUUCUACCCACCAGCCAUCGACGUGUACUGGCUGAGAGACGGUGAAAAGGUGACCACUGAUGUGAUUUCAACUGAGGAGAUGGCUGACGGAGACUGGUACUACCAGAUCCACUCCCACCUGGAGCACAUGCCCACAUCUGGAGAGAAGAUCUCCUGUGUGGUGGAACAUGCCAGCUUUAAAGAGCCCUUCAUCUACGACUGGGAUCCAUCUCUUCCUGAGUCUGAGAGGAACAAGAUCGCUUUCGGAGCUUCAGGGCUGGUGUUGGGGAUCAUCCUGUCAGCUGGUGGAUUCAUCUACUACAAGAAGAAAUCCUCAGGAAUUCUGUGAAGUUAAGUCUUGGUUCUUGUGUUGAUGCUGAGGACUUGUCUUUAAUCUCAGGUGGUGAAGUAGUGGAGUCUGUGAUCGGCUUUUAGGAAGUCACUCCAGCCAUUUAUAACAUACACUCAGGUAUUUAAUAUGAGGUAUAUUAAUAAAAACAAAACAAGGCCAAAUAUGAUACCAAAAAACUAGAUACCUUUUCUUCUCAAUUGGUUUAAUGUUAUUUCCACUGUUGCAUUUUAAAAGACAUUGAAAGUGGAUAAUAAGGUUUUUUAUUUUUGUACUGCUCUAAAUAAACACUAUUUUGUGGACUGUA